Arabidopsis lyrata subsp. lyrata is the source of this 2336-nucleotide messenger RNA. Its product is annotated as BEL1-like homeodomain protein 6. The transcript has 6 exons. Gene Ontology annotation, biological process: regulation of transcription by RNA polymerase II. NCBI's taxonomy places the organism in Eukaryota, Viridiplantae, Streptophyta, Magnoliopsida, Brassicales, Brassicaceae. Bases 501 to 2111 code for a protein of 536 amino acids. Gene Ontology annotation, molecular function: DNA-binding transcription factor activity, RNA polymerase II-specific; RNA polymerase II cis-regulatory region sequence-specific DNA binding. The record is from RefSeq and is a predicted model, not a curated record.
UAGCUAGUACUAGUAGUUGAUUCUUUGUAGUUUUCAACUUAAGUAAAGAAAAUAGAAAAUGCAAAAUGUGAUUAUAUGGAGGAUAUUGAUUUAAUCAAUGUGUUUUUAAGAGACAGAGCGAGAGAGAUAAGGAUUGGGAUUAAGAUUAGGUUUAGGAUUGGGAGAAAAAUGAAGAGAGGGGUUUAGGUCGACCAACUGGUUGUUAAAGAUAGAAACUCCUUAACCAUACAUUUAUAUAACAUUUUCGCAAUAAUUUUCUUCUCUUUUUACCAAAGACUUGAUUCCAAGAAUCAGUAAGCAAGAAACAGGAGGUUCAAGCACCAACCAGAUUAUGGCUUUCUGAAGCAGUAUCUCCGGGAAAAAUAAAAAGAUUUGGUUGUCUCCUUCAACAAUCCAUCAGAAUCAGGAGUUGAUUUCCAGUUUCCAGGCUGAUGCUAUGACUUGAUCAGAAAACAAGGGACUAUGGAACUCUAUUGAGCCAAGAAGAACACUCCAUUUCGAUGGAGAAUUAUCCGGAAACAAAGUUUCUUCCCGGAAAUUCAAUGAUCCAGAAUGCUACAGUUUCUUACUCUGAGGGAUUAGCUGGUAGAGAAAGAACUGAAGCUAACAAUGUCUCAGCCUCACAAGAGAGGCAAGCAUUGUCAAGAUUUGGCGGAAUUUCGCAAAUGCAGAAUCUUGAUCAAGAUUUCGGUUCUUGGAGAGAUCAAGCGAGUGACAGGAACGGUUUCCAGCUAAUGAGCGCGAUGGCAGGUGCCACGGGGAUUCUUCAGACUGGUCAGGGACUGUCCCUUAGCCUUGGUUCACAGAUUCUUCCUGGAAUUCAUCAAAUGAGCCAUCAAAAUAUGGCGCCGAGAGCCGAGCAUUUCAGAGGCAAUGAAUAUGCAACACAGAGCUUCCUGGUCGGGAAUCAGAAUUUGGAUGUUGUGAGGAAAAUUCCCAACUCAAAGUAUCUCAAGGCGGCUCAACAGCUUCUAGAUGAGGCUGUUAAUGUUAGGAAAGCUCUAAAGCAGUUUCAGACAGAGGGGGAUAAAAACAACGAGAACCCUCAAGAACCAAAUCAGAACACUCAAGACUCGAGCACGAAUCCUCCUGCGGAAAUCUCUCAUUCAGAGAGACAAGAAAUGCAGAGCAGGUUGACAAAACUCUUGUCAAUGUUGGACGAGGUGGAUAGAAGAUAUAAGCAAUAUUACCAGCAGAUGCAGAUAGUUGUAUCCUCGUUCGAUGUGAUAGCAGGUUAUGGAGCAGCAAAACCAUACACAGCACUCGCCCUUCAAACAAUUUCUCGCCAUUUUCGUAGCCUAAGGGAUGCGAUAUCCGGACAAAUCCUCGUGAUACGGAAAUGCCUUGGGGAACAACAAGAUGGAUCAGAUGGGAAAAGAGUUGGCAUCAUAAGCCGGCUUAAGUACGUUGAUCAACAUUUAAGACAGCAAAGAGGUUUUAUGCAACCUCAAGCGUGGAGGCCUCAACGCGGUCUACCUGAAAACUCUGUUUUGAUUCUUCGUGCUUGGCUCUUUGAGCAUUUUCUUCACCCUUACCCAAAGGAUUCUGAUAAGAUCAUGCUAGCAAGACAAACGGGCUUGAGCCGCGGUCAGGUUUCAAACUGGUUUAUAAAUGCACGAGUGCGUUUAUGGAAGCCAAUGGUGGAGGAGAUAUACAAGGAGGAAUUCACAGAGAAUGAUUCCAACUCUUCUUCCGAAAAUACACCAAAAAUGUCUGAGAUAGGACAUGCUGCUGCUGUUGAUGAAGAUCGAGCUCAAGAGUUUUCACAAGACCAGACCAAACCGGACCAUGGACAUAAAUAUGGUGAGGAAACUCGUGGCAUGGUCCAAGGCAGUCAUAUGGAUGGUCGCAAGUUCAUGGCAGUUGAGCCUACAUAUAAUGUGGCUGAUAUGUCAAGAUUGGGUCGUGGUGAUGUGUCCUUGACUCUAGGGCUUCAAAACUCUCAAGGACAUGGUACUGUUGUGGCUAUGUCCAGUGAGGCGGCAUACAACUUUUCCGGGGUAGAUAUAUACGAGAAUGCCAUCCCGGGAGCUGAAAUGGAGUAUGUAAACCCCAGAAGUCGCCAGAACCGGAUUAAUUCUUCACAAUUGGUACAUGAUUUUGUAGCUUGAAGAAGUAAGCAAUGGAGAGGAAUAAAGCGUAGGUGUUAUGAUCAGUCUCAAUUCUCUAGUGGAAGAAAGUUGGUCAGAAGAAAAAGUCUUAGAAAUAUUUGUAUAAAGUAAACAUUCUUUUGUGUAAGAAAUAUAAGUGAGGCUAGGUCAUUGGGACCAAACACAAUAUGGGAAAUGCAAUUUGAGAUCUGCAAGAGAUGGACAUUAAACUGUAGCAAUUAUAUC